AUGCCUGAACCACGUAAAAAUACUGUUUGUUCAUUUACAUUUAUGCAUUUCUAUAGCUCUUGUCUUUUUAUUAUUCUGUUCGUAUUCAUUUUCGAAAAACUCGGUAAACACAAUGAGAUAUUGAAUUCGGAGGAGCGUAUUGGUGCUAGAGUGAAGUAUAGGAAGUCUGUUGAAUUUAAAGAAUGUGUAGAAUACUAUCAAUUAGAAGAUGUAAAGUAUAGGGGCAAUUAUUGCACUUGGAGUAACAAGCAACAAGGUGAUGAUAGUAUUUACUCCAAAAUAGAUCGAGUACUUGCUAAUCAAAAGUGGCUAGAUUGUUAUAUUGAAGCAGAAGUCUUUUUUCUGAAUGAAGAACUGUUUGAUCACUCGCCUGCUUUGCUUUCGGUUUAUCAGGAAAGGAAUUAUGGGAGGAAGCCGUUCAAGUACUUUAGAAUGUGGAGUCAUGCUCUUGAUUUCAAAAAGAAUUUGGCUAAUGUUUGGAGUAGAGGAAUUCAUGGGACUGCUAUGUUUCAGCUGGUCUACAAGCUAAAACAAGUUAAGUUGAUGCUUAAAGACUUGAAUAACAAAGAUUUCCAUGAUAUCCCUAGUGCUGAAAUGAGAAUGAGGUUGAACCUCCAGGAUUCUCAGGAAGCCUUAAAGCAAGAUCCUUUGAAUAAGGAUUUAAUUCAGAAAGAGAAGGAGGCUAGAGCUCAGUGGUUAGAUCAACCUGAACAGGUUCAAGAAGCCUUUCUCGAUUUUUAUGAAGGGUUGCUGGCAACUAAAAUGAGUGAUAGAAGAAGUGUUAUAAAAGAGAUUGUGAUGCAAGGGGCUGUUGUAAUGGAAAGGCAGGCUCAAAUGCUUAUAGCAGACUAUAUAGAGGAGGAUGUGAAGCAAGAAAUAUUCUCCAUUCCUGCUAGCAAAGCUCCAGGACCAGAUGGCUAUAGUAGCUCCUUUUUUCAAGAUAAUUGGGAAAUUGUUGGCAAAGAGGUAAGUGAAGCCAUUCUUUCUUUCUUGCAUUCUGGGAAGCUUUUGAAGGAAGUAAACAGUACUGUGUUGACUCUUGUUCCUAAGAGUAAAUGCCAAAAUUUGGACCUUGUUAGACAUUACGGGAGGAAGCAUACAAAGGCCAAUUGUAUGAUCAAGCUUGAUUUACGGAAGGCCUAUGAUACAAUAGAAUGGGACUUCCUGGAAGAAAUGCUAGCUGCUUUCCAGUUCCCAAGAAAGUUCACAAAUUUGAUUAUGCAAUGUGUGACUACACCAAAGUUUUCUCUGAUGUUCAAUGGAUCACUACACGGUUUCUUCUCAGCAAAACGUGGAUUAAGAUAA
Molecule: messenger RNA, 1305 nt
Organism: Humulus lupulus (European hop)
Lineage: Eukaryota; Viridiplantae; Streptophyta; Magnoliopsida; Rosales; Cannabaceae
Exons: 3
Coding region: 1-1305 (434 amino acids)
Source: RefSeq, a predicted model, not a curated record